AGCUUCGUCCUGGUGCUGGCGGACGACCUGGGCUUCGGGGACCUGGGGAGCUACGGGCACCCUUCUUCUGCCACGCCCAACCUGGACCGGAUGGCUUCUCAAGGGCUGCGGUUCACCAACUUCUACAGCAGCUCCCCGGUGUGCAGCCCCUCCCGGGCAGCGCUGCUGACGGGCCGGUUCCAGAUGCGCUCUGGGGUGUACCCCGGUGUGUUCAGCCCAGACUCACGGGGAGGCCUGCCGCUGUCAGAGGUCACCAUUGCAGAGGUGCUGAAGGCUGAGGGCUAUGCCACAGCCAUGGUUGGCAAGUGGCACCUGGGCCUGGGGGUUAAUGGCUCCUUCCUGCCCAUCCACCAGGGCUUCGACCAUUUCUUGGGGGUGCCCUACUCCCACGACCAGGGCCCUUGCCAGAAUCUCACCUGCUUCCCACCCGAUAUCAAGUGUUUUGGCACUUGUGACCAAGGCAUAGUGCCAGUCCCGCUGCUCUGGAACCAGAGCAUUGUGCAGCAGCCGGUCUCUUUCCCCGAUCUGGUGCCACUCUACAACAAAUUCUCCCAGGACUUCAUCGCUGACUGUGCCCGACGAGGCCUCCCCUUCCUGCUCUACUAUGCUUCCCAUCACACACACUACCCCCAGUUCUCAAGCCAGGAGUACGCAGGGCAGUCGCGGCGUGGGCCCUUUGGUGACGCACUUUUGGAGUUUGACGGCUCGGUGGGACAGCUGCUGGAGGCGCUGCAGGAAAAUGGUCUUGCAAACUCGACCCUGGUGUUCUUCACCUCUGACAAUGGCCCUUCCACCAUGCGGAUGGCUCGCGGAGGCAGCUCUGGCCUUCUCAAGUGUGGGAAGGGCACAACGUACGAAGGUGGCAUGCGGGAACCAGCAGUGGCUUAUUGGCCAGGCCGUGUCGCUCCGGGAGUGACGCAUGAGCUGGCAAGCACCCUGGACAUCCUGCCAACGCUGGCUGCCCUGGCUGGAGCAGCCCUUCCCAGAGUUGCCCUGGAUGGCUAUGACCUGAGCCCCGUGCUGUUUGGGUCAGGGAAGAGUCCCCGUCGGACGAUGUUCUUCUACCCGCCGUCCCCCGACCCACUGCACGGCCCCUUCGCUGUCAGGCUGGGCAAGUACAAGGCCCAUUACUUCACCCAAGGUUCCUUUCACAGCGAUACGACCCCAGACCAGGCCUGCCACGGGCUGACGCCGCUGACCCCUCACCUGCCCCCACUGCUCUUUGACCUGGACUCAGACCCAGCUGAGAACUAUGACCUGCUGCAGGGCAGCGUGGGGCCGGAGGUUCUGCAGGUCCUGAAGGAGAUCAAGCUGCAGAAAGUGCUUUUUGAACAGCACAUGAGUUUUGGGGAGAGCCAGCUCAGGAAGGGCAGGGAUCCUGCCCUGCAGCCCUGCUGCGUACCAAACUGCACUCCGAAGCCUUCCUGCUGCCGCUGCUCCUAGCCGCUCGCUGCUCCAGCCCCUUCCGCAGCUCCACGCUGGAACCCCAUCCCGAUCCCUGCCCCCACUAACCCAGCUCGGCCCUCGAGCUGCCCCACAGCUCUGACCCCGCGACGCCUCUGCACGAGGAGCUGGACGCCCAGGCUGGGGCCUCCUGACAGAAACCCCGACUUGGUUAGGGUGGGACCGUGAUGCAGCGCCAUCUCCAGAGCCACAACAGCUCCCUUCAAACCAUGGUCAAGAAGCGAAGGGCCUGCCCCCGUGUCCCGAGACCCCCCCCUGCAGCUGGGGCAGGCGGUGCCCCCCCUGGGUGGGAGCAGAGCUGGAGCUGCAGCACCAUCCCCGGCCAGGGCAGGGCUGGGGCGGGCCGUGCAGGGCCCUGCAGCUGGCGCAGACAUGCCUGGCAGGAGCAGCGUGGGGCCUGCUCAGCACCCCUGAGCCCUUGUGAGUGCCGCGGGUGCAGGCAUGGCCGGCGGCCAGCAGGGCUGGUGCUCUGGCGAGGUCUGUCAGGGACGCUGGGGCUGAUCAACAGCGGGGCCAAAAAUAAAGAGUCACUCCACAGGGCUGAGCCCAAGCCUGGUCAGAGGGGAGGGGAGGGUGCAGUGGAAGAAUGGACCACUGGUCACAGGGGACAAGAGGUCUUGGGGACAGUGACUGGGAACACAGAGGGUCUUAGGGUGGAUACUGAUGGGAUCCCAGUGUGUGUGUACAGUGCACCAGUGAACUUGAAACUGGACUCACACAGCCUGGGAGACACGGAUCUGGUUCACACGGAUGGCUGGGUAAGGGGCUUGACACCCAGCCACGAGUAUCACAUGGACUUAAGUUCCAUGCUGUUACAUGAGGAAUCUCUGCAUGUGCUGUGCUUGAGUCCAGGGAGCAAAGGUGUGUUUGUGUUUCACUAAAACUUCACAUCCUGGUCACCUGGAAAAGCAGGAAAGGACUGGCCUGCGCUUGUGUAAGGGGUGGUUACAUACAUGUGGGUAAAGACAUUGCUGUCUGUGUCGACCUGUUUUGCUGUUCACAUUAACUGUGUGUGUGUGUUUGUAUCUGGCCCUUCGGAAUGCACCGUCAGUCUCCUGAACACACCCUGGGAACAGCCACAGCCGCCUCCAUCAGGCCGGAACAGGAGAAACCUCCUGGGUGUGAGAGUCCACCUGAUUCAGCUCUAGUGGAUCUGAAAGGAGAAACCUCCAUGUUUAGAAGUCUGGAUCUGGCUGCUCCA
This is a messenger RNA of Athene cunicularia (burrowing owl), 2665 nucleotides long. RefSeq names its product arylsulfatase A (gene ARSA). NCBI's taxonomy places the organism in Eukaryota, Metazoa, Chordata, Aves, Strigiformes, Strigidae. Gene Ontology annotation, molecular function: arylsulfatase activity. The record is from RefSeq and is a predicted model, not a curated record. The transcript is spliced from 8 exons. Bases 91 to 1443 code for a protein of 450 amino acids.